UCGUUCGCGGUGAUCGGUCGCAUCUUCUGCGCGGGACUUCCCUAUCAUUCGCCGAUAGUGGUUGGGUGCGAUCACCCUCCCUCAUCCCUUGAAUUGCUGGAAGUGAGUCAGUCUUUUCGGCAAUCAGCUCUUUAAAACUUCCUCUGAUUCUGGUUCUGGCACUGAGCAACGAGAGCUUCCGUACUUGAGUGGAGAGAGUUUGUACGAACGGCGAGAAUCAAUUUCGUGCAUAACUUUACAGUUGUUUUGCUGCUCUGCUUGGCGGUGCUGGAUAUGUUGGGCUGAUUUGGAAGUGAAAUUACGUUUUGAUUUCGUGUUGGGUGCUUCAAUUGCAUGAAUUAAGUGAUCAGGAUGAAGUUGCUAGCAUCGAUUGCCGUUUUGGUGUCACUGUUUGAAUACUGCCACGUAGCGCCAGCAUUCGGCGAUGCCUUCCAGCUGGGCACGGAGCAAACGUACAGCUACUUGAACGAGGUUCGUUCGGGAAGCGCCCAGAAUGCCUCCCUCACGGUCGGGUACACCGUGCGGGCCAAAGUGCGCCUGGCCACGGUUUGGGGUGACGACGAGCACAAGCUGCUGCGUAUAAUGAUUGAGGAUCCCACGCUGUACACGACACCUGGUGAUGUAAAGCGGAUUACUUCGCUAUCGAGCUCUAGCGAGGCACCGUUCUACGUGUACUGGAACCUGGGUUACGUGAAAAAGAUUUAUCUGAAGGACAAGGAGAACGACGCGUCGCUGACCAACUUCCGGAAGGGAGUUGCAGCGCUGUUCCAGUACCAGAUCUUGGACGGGCAGUACGUCGAGGAGGAUCCCUCGGGCAAGUGCGAUGUUCAGUACACGUCACACUCGACGACUCGUUACCAUAAGGCGAAGAACAACUGCGAGAUCAGUGGGGAUCGUUUUGAACGGACUGAGUAUCCACUAAGAAGCUUGAAAAGGCAGGCUCGUAGCACGGACUUUACCGUCAGUACGGAGGGAACGCUGGAGAAGGUUGUAGCGCAGGAUUAUUUGAAGUACUUGGUGAAUGCUUACGACAACUUGGGUGCGUUUGUGGAGUCGAUCACACGGCUAGAGAUCGAAGAACGUAACGGCAAGGUUGCAACACUGGAAGGCAAGACCGUUGAGGAAGCCGUGAAGACGUUAGACGUUAAGCCGUCUGGACUGCUGUCGGAGGAUUACGAAGUUAAGGUCGAAGUAGAUAGCCUUGUUAAGAUGAUCAAGGAUGUCAAGAAGAGCCUCACGAACGAACGCAUCGGAAAGCACGAGUCGUCGUCCGCUUUGCUCCAACUGAUUCAAGCUGGACGCAGAACGAAAACUGAAGACUUUGCGCGCAUUCUAAAAGCCAAAACUAUGAAGGAACAACAAGGCCAGCUGUUGGACCUUCUGGGUGCGAUUCAAACCGAAGAAUCUCACGAGGCUGCGAAAAGUUUGCUGAUUUACGACGACGAUGAAGCACUCUAUCUCGCAGAGCGAUACCUGCAAGCGCUUGCCGUUGGAGCUCGCCCGAAGAAGGCCGUUAUUGAAGAUCUGUUUGCAACCGCUGAAAAACAGCCCAAAAAUGAUAAAUUCUACGACACACUUGUACAAACAGUAGCAUCUCUUGCUCAUCGCUACGCGAAGCUGCCUGGCAAUUCGUUCGAUACAGAGUUGGUAGAUAAGGUUAAGGACUUUUUGCUUCAACAGCUGGAGCAAUGUAAAAAGGAUGAGUGCAAGCAGAAGUUCAUACGAGGACUGCACAAUCUGAAAUCGCCCAAAACGCUGGACACGCUGACGAAGCUAGCCCUGGAAGGUUCGGCAAAGAUCAGCGUAGCCGCGAUGAAGGCCCUCCGAUCGUUUUCCGUGUUUUUGUGGAACGAUGACUUCAAAGCGAUCUUCGAGGACAUUUUCUUCCAGGUAUCGAAGAAGUACGAUUCCAGCGCACGUGCGUUGGCGUUGGACAUUCUUCUGGAUCUCAAACCGGACUUGGACGAGCUAACUCAUCUCAUUCAGCACCUGAAGUCCUCAGACAAAGUGUACGAAGUGAAGCAAUACCUGCUGCAGAAGUUACGAAUGCUGGCGGACCGCUGUCCGGACUUUGCCGAUAUGCUGCGAAAGGUCAUCCUGCGGGAUUCCAAGCUGAACAACUACCACGUGCUCGGUGCACGGGGAUUGUCCACUGCCCUCACCAGAACCUACUCCACGGUUCCGUCGUUCAACGCAUCGCUGGAAUCACUCCAGGAAAUGAGCGGAGGAGUGCUGAAGCGAGGAGUCGUCGAUCUUGCGCUUGAGGUUGGAGAAGAGAAGUUCAGCAUGUUCACGCUGGGGCUGUUCGCCGGUGGAAUGUCCUCCUUCGUCAGCAGUGGAGAUGACGAGGAGAAUGAAGACGAUUCUGACGCCAUUGCCGGGAUGGAACUGACGCUUCAGGGCUCGGUGCUACGACCUCUGGUGUUUUUCGACGGUAAGGGUGAACUCAUGGGACACGUUUGGAGUGGAACCGCUUCGCAACCGACUCCAGCUUAUCAGGCUACCACCCUGCUGCAGGACAACGAGGAACGGUACGCUCUUCAAAACGGUGCUACUUUGAAGUUGAGCACGUUGGGCGCCAUUUCGAUCGACUUGAACGGGCAGGUUACGAUGAGCCUUUGGGGACGGAAUGCACAGUCUAAGGUGGAACAAAACACCGGAAUCGCCCUCCAAGGAAGCCUGCUCCUCCAAACCUCCUUCGUUAAGCUUUCCGUUGAGUUCGACGUCAACCAAGAACCCCAACUUCACCUCUCGUCCGAUCUGGACUUUUCCUCGGACACCUCGCUCUGCAUGAAGCUGAUGCAGUCGGACAGUGUGCUUAACAAGCGUACCGUCAAAACGGUAUCUAUUCCGGGCUCCAAGUUUCGCAAGGUCCAAACGACAAGCAGUUCGCGCAAGAUCGCGGGCCUGACACAUGCGCUCAACCAAAAGAACAACGACAUGUGCAGCAAGAUCGCGAAGAGCUGAUCGGAGGUGAGUGGUGGGAGAAGGAAGCGGGACGAGAAGCAGCCGGAGGAGAGCUGGUCCAGGGCGACCGAAGCUACCAUAUUGCUCCCAAAAAUUACUGUUUAGAAAUGAAGUAAAAUGUGUAUUGGAGAAUUUAAAGACUUCCAUGAAAAAUAAAUAAACUGAAAUGACAAAUUGUGGUAAGGAGAGAACUGGUGCGUUUGAGCUGUACAGUUGGUAUGUGAUUAGGUUGAUUUGCAAAUAAAACUGGGAUAAGUUAUGGAAA
This is a messenger RNA of Culex quinquefasciatus (southern house mosquito), 3232 nucleotides long. It is a transcript of the gene Mtp, whose product is annotated as microsomal triglyceride transfer protein large subunit. The transcript is spliced from 5 exons. The coding region runs from base 352 to 2967 and encodes 871 amino acids. NCBI's taxonomy places the organism in Eukaryota, Metazoa, Arthropoda, Insecta, Diptera, Culicidae. Gene Ontology annotation, molecular function: lipid binding. Gene Ontology annotation, cellular component: endoplasmic reticulum; basolateral plasma membrane; Golgi apparatus. The record is from RefSeq and is a predicted model, not a curated record. Gene Ontology annotation, biological process: lipid transport; lipoprotein metabolic process.